This is a messenger RNA of Daldinia childiae, 1923 nucleotides long. RefSeq names its product Ankyrin-1. NCBI's taxonomy places the organism in Eukaryota, Fungi, Ascomycota, Sordariomycetes, Xylariales, Hypoxylaceae. Gene Ontology annotation, molecular function: protein binding. The record is from RefSeq and is a predicted model, not a curated record. The transcript has 3 exons. Bases 1 to 1923 code for a protein of 640 amino acids.
AUGGGUAUCAUAUUAGCAUCAAGAUACGGGCAUAUAAGAGUAGUCAAACUAUUACUAGAAGAGGAGUCAAGACGUGAUUUUCUUCUUAAUGUCGGAUCUCCAUCUUAUUGGUUCCGGACACCGUUAACGGAGGCGGCAGCAAGGGGUCAUAAGGAGGUUGUCUCGCUGCUUCUCGAAUUCGGUGCUGAUUUGAACCUGACCAAUUACGCAGGACGAUCAGCGCUCCAUGGGGCGACGCAUGGCGGACAUAAGCUAACGGUUGAAGAAUUACUCGACCAGGGAGCUAAUAUAGAUAUCCAAGACAUGCAUGGAAAGACCCCUCUAGGAGAAGCAAUCGCUAAAGGAUACGAGUCAAUUGCACAAUUACUUUUGGAUUGCGGUGCUGAUCCUAACGCUCACUGUAGCAAUCAAAUGGAAUAUCCAUUGCAUAUAGCUGCUAAAGGGAGCACAGAGGAGAUGAUUAAGGCACUCUUGGCCAAAGGGGCACUUCGAGAUAAACGUAAUAUAUGGGAGGAGACGCCCAUUCAUUCAGCUGCAAGACAGGGAGAUGCGUCUAGGAUGAAGCUGUUUCUUGAAAAUAACCCUACAUGGAAUAUUGAAGAGGAUGUCAACUUUACAGUCUUACACAAGGCUGCAGAGUAUGUUAGAACGAAAGAUCAUAGAGGAAGAACACCUUUACAUACCGUAGCCUCUCUAGGAUAUCUAGCAGUGGCGCAGCUUCUCAUGGAGAACGACGCCAAUAUCACAGCGAGAGAUUACCGCGGGAAGACAGCCUUACACGAAGCUACCUCAUCUGGUAAAGAUAAAAUGGUGCGGUACCUUGUGGAAAAGGGGGCCGAUGUAACAGCACAGGAUCAAAACAGAGAAACUCCUCUACACCUAAUAUGUGGCCAAGGUAACAUAGGAAUUGUUGAGUUAUUAUUAGCAAAUGGAGCUAGUAUCGACUCGAGGGAUGAUCAAGGUCGAACUGCGCUACUUAGAGCAGCAGAGAAUUAUCAUCAUGCUGUGGUACGUCUACUGGUAAAGAAAGGGGCGAACGCUGCAAUAGCCGACAAGCGCGGGAAGACAGCGUUAAACUAUAUGGCUUCCAAAAGAGACCGGGUCACCGUGGAGUUUCUGAUAGAAAAUGGCGCCGACGUUAAUGCAAGAGACAAUCUUGGAAGGACUGCAUUACUGGAAGCUCUAGGGAUUGAAUCCGCUGCGUGGAAACAUACUACAUGGGGACACCCUACGCCAUGCGAAGAAACUAAGAAGGGAGUUGAAGCUUUAGUCCAACUACUCAUUGAAAAAGACGCCGACGCCUCUGCAAAAGAUAAGCAUGGAACAGCUGUAUUGCACAUGGCGGCGCAGCAUGGACUUGAUGAUGCUAACUCCGUGGAUAACGAAGGAAGAACGGCCCUCCACGAGGUAAUCAAGGGACAUCAAGGAAUACUGAUUAAAUCUGCACAAGUGUUAUUAGAGAAUGGCGCUGAUCCUAAUAUUCAGGAUAACACAGGAAAAACGCCUCUUCACGAAGCCGCAAGUGUGCCUUCUCGCAGACAGAGGGAGUACGAAACACUCAUUGACGUAUUUUUGAGACACGGGAGCGACCUAGAUAUUCAAGAUAAAAAUGGUGGAACACCAUUACACAUCGCCUCGAUGAAACAAGACACGGAAUUGGUACAGGUUCUUUUGAAGAAGGGGUCAGAUCCAAACAUCCGAGAUAGAGAUGGUAGAACACUACUACACAUGGUCUCCGCGGAAAGGGGUAUCGAAUUAGCGAGAGCUGCUUUAGAAAAAGGGGGAAAUCCGAAUAUUCAAGAUAACAACGGUAGGACGCCGCUACAUAUCGCUCUCACGAAAUCCAACAGGAGAUUGGCUAGGAUUCUCUUGGAGAAUGGGGCUAACCCUAACAUUGUAGAUAAGGAGGAGUCAAGCUUGUAG